Molecule: messenger RNA, 2259 nt
Organism: Electrophorus electricus (electric eel)
Lineage: Eukaryota; Metazoa; Chordata; Actinopteri; Gymnotiformes; Gymnotidae
Gene: pargl
Product: poly (ADP-ribose) glycohydrolase, like
Biological process (GO): carbohydrate metabolic process; ATP generation from poly-ADP-D-ribose; regulation of DNA repair
Cellular component (GO): cytoplasm; nucleus
Molecular function (GO): poly(ADP-ribose) glycohydrolase activity
Source: RefSeq, a predicted model, not a curated record
CUUCCAUUAAUCUGAAUUCAAGGGUCGGAAUUUCUUCAUCGUCUUUGAGGUUCAGUGGUAGACGUCUAUGGACGUCCUCAGCAGGCUGAUAUUAAAUACCAGUGUAUGCACAUUUACCAGGGCAGACGCGCUUAUGAAACAUUAAGAUGGCUCAUAAAAAUGACAGCUCACAAGUGAAUGAAUGUCUCAAGCAAGUGCACAAGGACAAGAGCGGCGAAUCGGAUUCAAGCCAGAGGUCGUCGACCAGCUCGUCGCCACAUCAAAGGCACCAUCACAACUCCAGGACGGAAUCGGACAGCUCGGGGCCGCACCAGGAUGCUGGCAGAAGACCGGCAGACAUGUUUCCCUUCAAAGAGCUGAAGAAGGAGCCUGACUGCCACCUGCAACUAGAUACAUUGUUCCCCAGCCCAUGCCACACUGUGCUUAUAGAUACAGACCAGUUUCAGCGUGGCAGACUGGUUCCUUACAAGGGUCAUCAUGUUUGGGACAGUAACCAUGUCAAACUACCUCUGCUUAACUUAAAGACCAGCAUGGAUUCACGCUGGAGUGUCGUACAAAAAUCGCUGAAGAAACUGUCCUCAGGCGGUUCUAAAGUGAGAGACGUACAGAUGGCCAUUAAUUCCUACAAUCAGAAACACAGCAUGGAGUGGCCAUUCGAUGCCCUUUACAGCUAUGUUACGGAUGUACAAAAAAAGGAGAACAAUUUUUCCCUGGUGAUCUCUAAAAUGGCCCAGCUGGCCCUGGAACUUCCAGAUCUCAUCAAACAUCCCAUCCCUUUGCUGAAGCAGAACCACAGCCAUGCCAUAACGCUGUCCCAGGUACAGAUCUCCUGCUUGCUGGCCAACGCCUUCUUCUGCACCUUCCCCCACCGCAACACCAUGAAACAUGGGAGCGAAUACGCCAAUUUUCCCACCAUCAACUUCAGCAGGCUGUUUGGUGAUGCAAGUAGGAGGAAGACUCAGAAGCUGAGGGCAAUUUUCCACUACUUCAACACUGUAACAGGAAAAGACACGAAACCUGAUGGACUAGUCACUUUUGAAAGGAUCUGCAUUGCACUGCCAGACCUCCCACAGUGGAAAAGGCAAACCGAGACCCUGACCAACCUUCACGUCUCUCCGCAAGGCACCAUUGAAGAGGAGGGCGCAGGCAUGCUACAGGUUGACUUCGCCUGCAAAUUUGUGGGUGGAGGGGUGCUGGGAGCAGGGUUGGUCCAGGAGGAGAUUCGCUUCCUCAUGAACCCGGAGCUGAUUGUAGCUAGGCUCUUCACAGAGAAACUGGCUGACAACGAGUGCCUGAAGAUCACGGGGAUCCAGAGGUACAGCGUCUCCUACGGCUACAGCGACACCUUUGAAUGGCAAGGCCCGUACGUAGAUAACACCAAGAGAGACGAGUGGAAACGGCGUUACUGUCAGAUUGUGGCAAUCGAUGCUUUGAGCUUCAAGGACCCGAGGGAGCAGUACACCAAGGAGAACAUCAGACGAGAGCUCAACAAGGCCUAUGUUGGCUUCCGGAGAAAUCCCAACACUCCUGCUGACUACACCCCUGCCAUUGCAACGGGAAACUGGGGAUGUGGGGCUUUUAACGGAGACCCGAAGCUCAAAGCCCUUAUCCAGAUGAUGGCCGCAGCCGUGGCUCAGCGGGACUUGGCCUACUUCACCUUUGGAAACAAGGAGCAAGCGUUGGAGGUGCAGAAGAUGUACAAGUACCUGAAGAACAACAGCAUAACUGUGGGUAAAUUAUACCAGAUACUGAACGACUAUUGUAAGCACUUCAGUCAGCAUCCACGGCAGCCAAGGGGCUUGUACGAGUACGUUACAGAGGCAGCAGGUGUUCACACUAGCCAACUGUAAAACAGAUGAAGACACGCUGGAGUCCAGAGCACAGCGACAGAGAUGCACUGUAAUCAAAAUCACAGAAAUCAGAAAGAGAACAGGCUGCAACCUAAAAUUAUAGUCUUUGAACUAAAAUAUAAAAAAAAUACAAAAACUCAUUACAAAAACAGCAUGCUUAUUCCUUUAAUAAAGCAUCAUCAUGAUUACAUUUUUAUAACUGGAAAUUAAAGUCUUUCAUUGUGAAAGUUGUGAACAGUUGUGAGCCAGUAAGGGCAAACAACUUGAAUGAAGAGAAUGCCUUUACUGAAUGAAGGAUUAUGAUAGUUUAGUAAGCAAAUAUCCCUUCUGUUUGUCCUGCAGAGAUCAGCUGGGUGUGCAGCCUUAUCUUGUAUUGACAAAUUACAAAAGAAUAAAAUAUUUCAUCUUA